AUGGCGAGUACUAGUAAGCAAACUCAAGGAAGACAGAAGAUAGAGAUGAAAAAAAUUGAGGAUGAUGAUGAUCGACUGGUAACAUUCUCCAAAAGGAGAUAUGGCAUAUACAAGAAGGCUAGUGAGCUAGUCACGAUGUGUGGUGCAGAAGUCGGGAUGGUCAUUUUCUCAACGUCUGGGAGGCCAUUUUCAUUUGGCCACCCCUUAAUGGAGUCCAUAAUAAACAAAUUCCUCAAACGAAACGUGGGCUUGAGUACAGACAAAAGGCUCCAGGCCAUACUUGAUGCUCGUCGUAGGAUGAGAAUAGAUCAACAUAAUGAUAGCUACAAUGAGUUGCUCGAGCAGCUGGAUGCAGAAAAGGAUAGAGGGCUGGCUCUAAAACAAAUAACUCGGGCAACGAAGGAAGGAAACCCCAAGAACUGGGAGCUUGGGUGGUGGGAACGGCCCCUUGAUGAGCUCACGCUACCCGAGCUCGUGAAAGUAGCCUCAGCUAUGGAGGCAUUCCAUAAGGACUUAUGCAGCUACCUUAAUCAUUCAAAUGAUCUGGCUGCCCCUGCAACCGAUAUCCCCUGGUUAACCAUUCAAAGGAUCUAG
Punica granatum (pomegranate) is the source of this 594-nucleotide messenger RNA. Lineage: Eukaryota; Viridiplantae; Streptophyta; Magnoliopsida; Myrtales; Lythraceae. The record is from RefSeq and is a predicted model, not a curated record.